AUGCCGGGAGUGGUGCGGCCUAUUCGGAUUAACUCCAUUCACACACACCUGAGCAGAGUGUGCCUGAAAGACUGCACACCACAGGAAUGUGAGGAAGAAGCUUCCAGAGCCAUUGCUUCACAGAAGCUGUUUUCUAAUGAAGGUAGAGUCUGGAACUUCUCAGAGCUCCAGGAGUACUGCAAGGAUGAAGAAUCUUGCAUUAAACUCUGCACUCGCCUUCAAACACGUGGAUUUAUCAUCACGAACAGUCCCCAAGCGUUUUCGACAGUUGUGCCAACAGCGAGGUCUGAUAAGAAGGAAAUUCUUGCCGUGGCCAAGAAGGAUAUUGAAUAUUUCCACACAAGACUUUCAGGCGGUGAUUGCAUCCCCACAUAUGCAAUGACUACCUUCAGACAGUACUGCGAGGCCAUCCUGAUUUUACAACAUGGACUGACAGGAAAUGCUGUUCAAGAACUUUGUGUAGAGGACUGGAUGGCGCGGAAAGCAGUAGCUGAUGGUGUUGAGCUGAGUUCCACAGCAUUCAGUGGUAACUUGAGGAUAACCAGCCAGGAAGAACAAUUGUUGGACUGCUAUUUUAGGAACAUCCGUCCAGUGUCCUUGCAAAAUCAAAUAGCUGGCAGCGAUGACAGGGGCAAUUUCUUCCUAGGAGAAUGUGGGGUCCCACUGUCCAACCCAUCAUUAGAUGUAAAAUGCCUGAGAGCGAGGUGA
Maylandia zebra (zebra mbuna) is the source of this 708-nucleotide messenger RNA. NCBI's taxonomy places the organism in Eukaryota, Metazoa, Chordata, Actinopteri, Cichliformes, Cichlidae. The record is from RefSeq and is a predicted model, not a curated record.